AUGUACUACCAAAUCUGGGUGGAAAACACAAUGCUUGUGAUGCAAACUCAUUCCCACUCUCACCUUCUUCCUCUCUUCACAUUCAUGUUCACUCCCUCUUCUUCAAUGCUAUGAAGAAGCCACCAACACCAACAUCACAACCACUUGAAGUUGUUUUUGGUGCCAAUGGAGAUUCCACUCUCCAGUUACCAGACCUUAUCACUGGACCAAUUCCAAGACAGGUCUUGUUUUACCUCAAACAUGAGGAAUUGGAGCUACCCUUUCCCCCGGAUUCGUUGUUCCUCUUCCAUGGAACAAGGGCUGAGGCCAAAACCCAAGAAAACUGAGUAUGUGGAUAGAAAAAUGCCAGUUUUGGAUGAUGCCCAGAUCAUGAAACCAUCCACUCCUGGACUCUGUAGUCAGAUAGAGAAGUUGGGUUUGUGUAAUAGGCAUAGGGAGGCAAUGGAGCUGUUUGAAAUUUUGGAACUUGAAGGUGACUGUGCUGAUGUGGGUGCUAGCACAUAUGAUGCUUUGGUGAAUGUUUGUGUUGGUUUGAGAUCGAUUAGAGGUGUUAAGAAGGUGUUCAAUUAUAUGAUUAGUAGUGGGUUUGAGCCUGAUUUGUAUAUGAUGAACAGGGUUUUGCUUAUGCAUGUGAAAUGUGGUCUCAUGCUCGAUGCGCGCAAGCUGUUUGGUGAUAUGCCUGAGAGAGAUGUGGUUUCGUGGAUGACCGUGAUUGGCGGACUUGUGGAUUCCGGGGAUUACUCUGAAGCUUUCGGGUUGUUUUUGUUCAUGUGGGUGGAGUUUAAUGAUGGCAGGUCUCGUACUUUUGCCACCAUGGUUCGGGCGUCGGCUGGGUUGGGUCUUAUUCAGGUGGGAAGACAGAUUCAUUCAUGUGCUUUGAAGAUGGGAGUGGGGGGAGAUAGUUUUGUGGCUUGUGCACUGAUUGACAUGUAUAGCAAGUGUGGUAGCAUUGAAGAUGCUCAAUGUGCGUUUGAUCAAAUGCCGGAGAAGACAACUGUAGGGUGGAAUUCUAUUAUUGCUGGCUAUGCGCUUCAUGGUUACAGUGAGGAGGCUCUUAGUAUAUACCUAGAGAUGCGUGAUAGUGGUGCUAAAAUAGACCAUUUCACUAUUUCAAUAGUGAUAAGAAUUUGUGUGAGAUUGGCAUCGUUAGAACAUGCGAAACAAGCUCAUGCUGCAUUAGUUCGUCAUGGUUUUGGCUCGGAUAUAGUGGCAAACACAGCGCUUGUUGACUUCUAUAGCAAAUGGGGUAGGAUGGAAGAUGCUCGACAUGUUUUUGAUCGGAUGCAUCGCAAGAAUGUUAUAUCUUGGAAUGCGUUGAUUGCCGGAUACGGUAAUCAUGGUCAGGGAGAACAGGCAAUACAAAUGUUUGAGCAGAUGCUUCGAGAAAGGGUGAUUCCCAACCAUGUCACUUUUCUUGCUGUCUUAUCUGCUUGUAGCUAUUCAGGAUUAUCGGAACGAGGGUGGGAGAUUUUUUACUCCAUGAGUAGAGAUCACAAGGUUAAGCCCCGAGCUAUGCAUUAUGCAUGUAUGAUUGAACUAUUAGGGCGAGAGGGCUUAUUAGAUGAAGCUUUUGCACUAAUAAGACGUGCUCCUUUCGAGCCAACCAAAAACAUGUGGGUAGCAUUGCUGACAGCAUGCAGAAUGCAUGGGAAUUUAGAGCUUGGGAAGUUCGCAGCCGAAAAGCUUUACGAAAUGGAUCCUGGAAAGCUAUGUAACUAUGUGAUGCUUCUGAAUAUAUACAACAGUUCUGGCAAAUUGAAGGAAGCUGCUGGUGUUUUACAAACCUUAAAGAGGAAGGGUUUAAGAAUGCUUCCAACUUGUACCUGGAUUGAAGUCAAGAAACAGCCACAUGCAUUCCUCUGCGGAGAUAAAUCUCACACCCAGACAAAAGAAAUUUACCAAAAGGUGGAUGAAAUAUUAGAUGAGAUAUCAAGGCAUGGUUACAUUAAGGAGAAUGAAAUGCUGCUUCCUGAUGUGGAUGAAGAGGAACAGCGCCUUCAACAAUACCAUAGCGAAAAGCUGGCAAUAGCUUUCGGUCUUAUCAACACUCCAGAUUGGACACCUUUGCAGAUUACUCAAGGACAUCGCGUAUGCGGGGAUUGCCAUAAUGCAAUCAAACUUAUAGCCAUGGUCACAGGACGAGAGAUUGUGGUGAGAGAUGCUAGUAGAUUUCACCAUUUUAGAAAUGCGACUUGUUCUUGUGGCGAUUAUUGGUGAUGGCAAAACUGUGUCAUUCAAGACUCAGGGACUUGUAAACAGAGUAGCUAGCUUUUGAUAACUGCCCUUCUCCCCUUAUUGUCCCCAAACUUAGGUCCACUUUUGAGUAGGAUACAAUUAUAUAAUUCACUUUGUACUGUUUUAUUUCUUGAUUUCCCCCCCUAGGAAUAUGACUGAGCUGAAGUUGUAAUAAAAAUGUAUGAAUGAAAUGAAAAGAUUUAUACGGUAGGUAGAAAAGAAGUGUCCAAUUUUCUCUUCUGGUUUCAGUUUAUUAU
Molecule: messenger RNA, 2492 nt
Organism: Lotus japonicus
Lineage: Eukaryota; Viridiplantae; Streptophyta; Magnoliopsida; Fabales; Fabaceae
Product: pentatricopeptide repeat-containing protein At5g50390, chloroplastic-like
Exons: 1
Coding region: 166-2217 (683 amino acids)
Biological process (GO): RNA modification
Molecular function (GO): protein binding; zinc ion binding; RNA binding
Source: RefSeq, a predicted model, not a curated record